Leptosia nina is the source of this 261-nucleotide messenger RNA. Lineage: Eukaryota; Metazoa; Arthropoda; Insecta; Lepidoptera; Pieridae. The record is from the annotation of a GenBank genome assembly.
AUGGGAAAACAUUUCGGUGAAUUGGCGUUUAUUCGUGGUAUAAUCUACUACUCCUUGUCACCCCAUGAGAUGAAACCCUAUGCGGGAGCAUUUAAGGAUGGCAUACCCAACUUUAUUACCCGAGGUCUCAACAGAUGUUGGACGUGGUUUCCUCCAUUCGCAUUAGGUUAUCUCACGUAUACUGGUGUUGAGUCGUCUUACAAGGCACGCCAAAGGAAAAAUCCAGAUGACUACAUUAACGAGGUUGAUCCGAACGCUUAA